This is a messenger RNA of Aspergillus pseudonomiae, 987 nucleotides long. RefSeq lists its product as uncharacterized. The coding region runs from base 67 to 690 and encodes 207 amino acids. The record is from RefSeq and is a predicted model, not a curated record. The transcript has 4 exons. NCBI's taxonomy places the organism in Eukaryota, Fungi, Ascomycota, Eurotiomycetes, Eurotiales, Aspergillaceae.
GGCAGCAGUAGUGAUAUAUCUGGGUUUGAUUCUGGCUUUUGGUUUGCGAUCUGGACGGUUCGCAAGAUGAGCGGCCAAAAUAGUCAAAAUCCGAGUUUAGAAUCUAACUCUCUUUUCUCUUCCCUGAAGGUGGGAGCUCUAAGCGGCUCUGCAGGCCUUGUCUAUGGAGGGAUUUCAGGCGUCGUUCGAUCUUCUCGCCACCCGGUGAUACAUUCUAUAUCGUGUGGUAUCCAUUGGUUCGCCUGUGGAACCUCUUUUUGGUGGCUGAGGAGCAAUAUCUUGAAACUCCACUAUGAAGAUAAUGCCUCCCCGAAACAACGCGCUUAUGUCAGCGCCUUGUCAGGAGGAAUUGCUGGCGGAGCCGUGACAAGAUUAAUGGGAGGCCGGCUCAUUCCAGGGGUUGUCGUUUUUUCACUACUAGGCUAUCUCGGGCAAGGCUCAUAUAAUGCGAUCGACAAAUGGCAAAUAGAACAGGCUAAUACUCCAUCUAAGCCAAUCAUUCAGCGGAUCGCCGACUCGAAAUGGAUACCUCUCAAGUCUCUUUCGGAUGAUGACUAUAGAGGGCUUCUAAGCGAAAAAUUGCUGAGCAUUGAGGCUGAGAUGGCACUCCUUGAUGAAAAGAUCGAAGAACUUGAAAAGUCCAAAUCCCGUGGAUCAGAUGCAGGACAACCGAAAACUGAAUCGAAGUAAUGCAGAGCAUCGAUCAGUAUUCUUUUUCCUCCAAAAGAUGGUCCCUCCUCCCGGAAUGGCUUCGACUGCUGUUGGGAUCGUAUUGACUGAAGCCAGAUGAAUAUCGGUGACUUUUAUUGCUUGAAAGGAUUCUGCCGCUGGAAUUUCGACUAUGUUAUGAAUUAUCCAUGGCGUAAAUAAGUGAUCUCCUGUUCUGUGGAGGAGUCGAAACUCGCUCAGUUUUACUUGCAGCAGGGGUUUGAGGGGACAACCUAGUUGAAAUUACAGUAUGCCCCCAUGGACAUGCAUACAUCGUCU